Messenger RNA from Theileria annulata, 2469 nucleotides. RefSeq names its product transitional endoplasmic reticulum ATPase (CDC48). Gene Ontology annotation, biological process: retrograde protein transport, ER to cytosol; autophagosome maturation; mitotic spindle disassembly. The record is from RefSeq and is a predicted model, not a curated record. Gene Ontology annotation, molecular function: polyubiquitin modification-dependent protein binding; ATP binding; ATP hydrolysis activity. Bases 1 to 2469 code for a protein of 822 amino acids. The transcript is spliced from 6 exons. Lineage: Eukaryota; Apicomplexa; Aconoidasida; Piroplasmida; Theileriidae. Gene Ontology annotation, cellular component: cytosol; nucleus; VCP-NPL4-UFD1 AAA ATPase complex.
AUGACGCAAAAUUUUAAUUCGGACAACAAAAAUAACCCCAAAAAUAACACUAACGAAACGAACCAAAAUGCUGUCCCCGAAGAGGACCUAGAACAAAAGGAAAGAAAAUAUCUAAACCGCCUCCUGGUUGAAGAUGCACUUAAUGACGACAACUCUGUCGUGGCACUUAACCCGAAGAGGAUUGACGAAUUAGGAUUAUUCAGAGGUGACACGAUACUACUGAGGGGAAAAAAGAGACGCUCAACAGUCUGUAUAGUUUUGGCAGACAACGACCUCGACGAGACCAAAGCACGAAUGAACAAAAUAGUUAGAAAGAAUCUUAGAGUAAUGCUUGGAGACUUCGUGAGAGUUUCACCAUGCCCAGAUGUUCCAUACGGGAAAAAAAUCCAAGUGCUCCCAAUAGAUGACACAGUCGAAGGUCUUUCAAAGGAGUCGCUGUUCAACGUGUACCUGAAACCAUACUUCCUUGAAAGUUACAGACCAGUGAAGAAAGGAGAUUUGUUUCUAGUCAGAGGAGCUUUUAAGGCAGUUGAGUUCAAGGUAGUGGAGGUAGACCCAGGCGAGUACUGCAUAGUUGCACCAGAUACCAUCAUUUUCCACGAAGGUGACCCGAUAAAACGUGAGGACGAGGAGAAGCUUGACGAUGUGGGUUAUGAUGAUAUUGGAGGAUGCAGAAGACAAAUGGCCCAAAUUAGAGAAAUGAUUGAAUUACCUCUAAGACAUCCUGGAUUAUUCAAAACACUAGGAGUUAAGCCUCCAAGAGGAGUACUACUUUACGGACCACCAGGUACUAUACUUUCAUUUUUAUAUUAUAGGAGUGGAAAGACUUUAAUUGCAAGAGCAGUGGCUAAUGAAACUGGCGCGUUUUUCUUCCUGAUUAAUGGCCCUGAAGUAAUGAGUAAAAUGGCAGGAGAAGCUGAAAGUAACCUUCGUAGAGCAUUUGCAGAGGCAGAGAAAAACGCACCCUCGAUCAUAUUCAUUGACGAAAUCGAUUCAAUAGCACCAAAAAGAGAAAAAACAAACGGUGAAGUGGAGCGCAGAGUUGUUUCUCAAUUGCUAACACUCAUGGACGGCUUGAAAGGUAGAGGCCAGGUCGUGGUUAUUGCCGCAACUAACCGCCAAAAUUCAAUUGACCCAGCACUCAGAAGAUUUGGCCGUUUCGAUAAGGAAAUUGAUAUAGGUGUGCCUGACGACCAGGGUCGCUUGGAAAUUUUAAAGAUCCACACGAGGAACAUGAAGUUGGACCCUCAGGUCAAAUUGGAAGAGUUGGCUGCAAACUCACACGGAUUUGUUGGUGCUGAUUUGGCCCAGCUAUGUACUGAAAGUGCAUUGAGCUGUAUUAGGGAGAAGAUGGGUGUAAUAGACUUGGAAGAUGAUACCAUAGAUUCAAGCAUUUUGGACUCUUUGGCGGUUACACAGGAACAUUUUAACAACGCAAUGAACACUUGUAACCCAUCAUCACUUCGUGAAACGGUCGUUGAGAUUCCAAAUGUUAAGUGGGAAGAUAUAGGAGGUCUGGAGCAAGUUAAAGCCAGUCUUAGAGAAAUGAUCCUCUACCCAAUUGAGCAUCCAGAAAAGUUUGAAAAAUUCGGAAUGUCACCCUCAAGAGGCGUUUUAUUCUACGGCCCACCAGGUUGUGGUAAGACUCUUUUAGCCAAAGCUGUCGCCUCAGAAUGCAGUGCCAAUUUCAUAUCUGUAAAAGGACCUGAAUUGUUAACAAUGUGGUUUGGUGAGUCUGAAGCUAAUGUUAGAGAAGUGUUUGACAAGGCGAGAACAAGUGCUCCAUGCGUGCUGUUCUUUGACGAACUCGACUCAAUAGGCACAUCAAGAGGAAAUAAUGUUGGAGACGCAGGAGGAGCAGGAGAUCGAGUAAUGAACCAGCUUUUGACAGAAAUUGACGGAGUGGGAGCCAAGAAGAACAUCUUCUUUAUUGGAGCAACAAAUAGACCAAAUUUGCUUGACGAAGCACUACUCAGACCAGGAAGACUAGACCAGCUGAUAUACAUCCCGUUGCCAGACCUCCCUGCAAGAGUCAGCAUCUUGAACGCAAUCCUUAAAAAGUCACCAGUUGCAGACAAUGUACCAAUUUCAUACCUUGCGCAGAAAACAAACGGGUUCUCAGGAGCAGAUUUGGCCGAAAUGUGCCAAAUUGCAGCCAGAGCGGCUAUCAGAGACGCAAUCAAGCACGAAGAAAUGAUGAACAACACAACUGACCAAAAUAACAACGCAAUGCCUAACGGAACUGAAUUUAAAUACGAAAUUACACGCAAACACUUCCAAGAAGGGCUGGCCAACGCUAGGCAUAGUGUGACCUCAAGUGAUAUCACGAAAUACGACGCCUUCAGGACUAAAUUCGACCCGCUUUACAAGAACCGUAACGCAGCCACCCCCAACGAUAUUGACUUUGACUGGCCUGAAAACGACGAAGUCAUUAUGGACCCAAUUGAAGAGGACGACUUGUACUCUUAA